AGGUGGUCAUAAUUUUAGGCGACACCUAUCAGUACAAAGAUGGCUGCGCCCAUCGAAGCUUUAUACCAGCAUGCUGAUUGAGCGUGAAUCCUGAUGUAUGUAUUUUUCAAGGCUUGACUGUUGUGCUGCCCAAGAGUGGAUGUUGGUGAAUUAGGCAGUUAUGACGGUGAAAACGAGCAAUGCCGUUGUGAUGAGGGGUGAUGCUCCUCCGCCAACAGGAAGUCCACAGACCUGUAGGAUGAGUUUGGCCCUGAUGACAGAGUUGGGGGCAAACUUGGUCUCCCUUGUCCAGAUCACAGACAACUUCCAACAGGCCAUUUGUCGAUUGAGAGUGGCUGACAGUAUAUUUGGCAAUUAUAUUGAAUAUCAUCCUACCGUGUUCCGCAGCUGGCCAGAAUCAAAAGAAAUAUCAGACAGUAAGAAAACGUUAUUACCAGUGAAAUGUAAGGAAUGUUCUUCCUCAGGAGAUGACCUGAAUAAAGAAAACUGGAGGCAACCUCAAACUUGUGAUAACAAUUUAACAUCUACUUCUCAAAGUUGUUGUAAUUUUGAACUGCUCAAUACAACCUUAGCAGAUUAUGUAGAAGUUUGUGUUGUGACUAGUAUAGAGCAUGUAAAAAAAAUGAAAAAUAAAUUAAAAACUAACUCCAAAUAUUUAGAAGAUAUCUGUAAUAAUUUAUUGUGUAAUUUUGGCAUUAAGGAAAAUUUCACAGUUGAUUUUCAAGUUUCCUUAUUAGCAAAGCUAUACAAUAUUUCUCAUCUAAUAAUCAAACACUGUGAAGGAGGGGAGUGUGAACAGGAUACAAAUGCUUUCAUGGUAGGAACACAAACAGUAAUCCGUGUGACUGAUAUACAGAGUACAGAACGAUACACAAGUGGAUUGUCCUCUACGGCAAGCCCUCUCGGAGGCCUGGAGGAAAUUGCUCGGGAGCUUAUAGAAACAGUUAAAAUCCCUGUAACUUUGGCGGGGUGUUUGGGUAAAGCUGCAGUGAGACCUGUUAGUGGGGUGCUGCUAAGGGGACCCCCUGGCACCGGCAAGACCUCACUAGUCAGGUAUGUGGCAAGCCAGACAGGGGCUCACCUGGUCACCAUUAACGGCCCAGAAGUGUUUGGUUCCCGCCCAGGCCAGACAGAGGAAGUGCUACAAAAGAUAUUUGAAAGGGCAGUUUUGUUUUCUGAAGAAGGGCUUUGUAUUUUGUUUAUUGAUGAAAUAGAUUCUUUGUGUCCAAAGACGAGGCCAGGGGAGGCAAUGUCAGACCAGAACGCGUCCGGCUUACUGUUUAACUUCCUGGAUAGCCUUCAUGAAACUCUCUCCCUGGUUGUGAUUGGGGCAACUAACAGACCGGCAUCUCUCGACUCUGCACUGCGACGACCAGGAAGACUUGACAAGGAGAUCAUGAUGAACGUUCCAUCCUAUCAACAACGAGUAUCUAUCCUGGAGGUUCUUAUUGACAAGCUUUCAGUGGGAAGUGACAUCGACAUCAACAAGUUGGCUCGAAUGACUAACGGUUACGUAGGAGCAGAUCUGACAUCUCUGUGUCAUGAGGCAGUGUACAGUGCUAUGUCAGAGGUCAGCAGUGGAUCAGAUAUGGAGGAGAGAGGUCCCAUCCAAAUGAAGCAUUUCCUGUCUGCUGCCAAGUCCAUUACUCCCUCCACACAGAAAGGUUCUGAAGGACUGAUAGAUGCACCGCCAGUACUCUGGGAGAAUAUAGGGGGUCUGGAGGCCACCAAGCUCCAGAUCAGACAGGCGAUUGAGUGGCCGAUCCAGCACCCUGAAGCAUUCAGCAGAAUAGGUCUGCCCUGCCCCAAAGGAGUCCUGCUGUAUGGACCCCCAGGGUGCUGUAAAACUACCCUGGUGAGGGCUGCAGCUACGUCCUCAGGGGCCACGUUCCUGUCCCUGAGCGGGGCACAGCUGUACUCCCCCUACGUAGGCGACUCAGAAAGGAAGGUCACUGAGAUUUUCCAGAGAGCACGAGCCGGUGCUCCGUCCAUCCUCUUCCUGGACGAGAUUGACUCCAUCAUUGGCAAGCGGUCAGACUCAUCCAGUCAGCGUAGUGUCCAGGAGCGAGUACUGUCCACUCUUCUCAAUGAGCUGGAUGGUAUUGGUAUCAGAAUGGAUGACCAAGUGGUGGGUGGGGCCAAAGUUCUGGAGGGAGAUGUGUGUCCAGAUGAGAGUGGUCAAUGCAGCAGAAAGAGAAACAGUGUUCGUGAGACCUUAGACAGGAGGAAUGUGGUAGUUGUGGCUGCCACAAACCGCCGAGACCUCCUGGACGAAGCUCUGGUCAGACCUGGCCGCAUGGACAGGAUCCUCUAUGUACCUCCUCCUGACACUCAGGCUCGGAGACAGAUCCUAAACAUCUAUACCAGACACAUGCCUGUACAGGAUGUUGACCUAGACGGCAUUGCCAUGGCGACAGAGAACUAUACUGGAGCAGACCUAGAAAAUCUCUGUAGGGAGGCAGCACUGAAAGCAUUAACAGUGGAUUUACGUGCAGAUGUAGUGAAAAUGGAACACUUUGAAAGUGCAUUAAAAAUUGUAAAACCUUCCCUCACUGGAAACAUGAUACAGAAAUCCCAACCUACAAAACCAUGGAGCUUUUGUCCAAAGGAACACUGAUGAUGUUAAGGGCAUUGUGUAAAAUUCAAGGAAGGACAACGGCACCAAAGUUAAAUUUCAUCAAAACCUUGUACUCCGGGAAGGUUUAGCUGCAAUAACAUAGCUUCUGACAAUGAGACAAUUUUAACAUAUCGCGUCGUCAGACCGGGCACAAGAGGCCGAUUAUCAAUAUUAAUACAAAAUUUUACUAAAUAUAAUAUUAUGUGUGGUAACGGUCAUGAUGUGUUUCGUCAUACUCCGCCCGUCAAUAAGCACGGUAGUACAGUGGUAGGACGCCGGGCGUGUGACCGAAGUGUUGCGGGUUCGCGCCACGGCAUCCUUG
This is a messenger RNA of Mizuhopecten yessoensis (Yesso scallop), 2939 nucleotides long. Its product is annotated as spermatogenesis-associated protein 5-like protein 1. The transcript has 10 exons. Gene Ontology annotation, molecular function: ATP binding; ATP hydrolysis activity. The coding region runs from base 161 to 2617 and encodes 818 amino acids. The record is from RefSeq and is a predicted model, not a curated record. Lineage: Eukaryota; Metazoa; Mollusca; Bivalvia; Pectinida; Pectinidae.